Messenger RNA from Xiphophorus couchianus (Monterrey platyfish), 2866 nucleotides. Its product is annotated as E3 ubiquitin-protein ligase rnf146-like. Gene Ontology annotation, molecular function: ubiquitin protein ligase activity; poly-ADP-D-ribose binding; zinc ion binding. The transcript is spliced from 3 exons. The record is from RefSeq and is a predicted model, not a curated record. Gene Ontology annotation, cellular component: cytoplasm; nucleus. NCBI's taxonomy places the organism in Eukaryota, Metazoa, Chordata, Actinopteri, Cyprinodontiformes, Poeciliidae. The coding region runs from base 283 to 1356 and encodes 357 amino acids. Gene Ontology annotation, biological process: ubiquitin-dependent protein catabolic process; Wnt signaling pathway.
UGUGUGUUAGCGCCUCCUCUGGUCACUAAAGGCAUCUCAGGACUUGGGAGGGCCGCCGCCGCACCUCAGGCUCUAUCAGUGCUAAAACAUUAUAAUUUCUUGUCAUAUCUUUAUACACAGCCAAACAAAAUAACUGGGGGUUUAUAAAUAUCUCCAUCUGGACAUCAGGUGAAGACGUUGUAGGAGUCUCCUGUUUUCAGGGCGAGGAGCAGGAGGAGGACGGGGCACAGCAACAAGAGACCCCAGCCACAUGAGACGCAUAGCAAGUAUUUACCAAACCACAUGGCCGGGUGUGGAGAAGUGAACCUGUCUGAGAACACCCCAGCUCCCUCCAAGCUUAAAGAAGAUGCAGAAGACGACUCUUGCAGCUCCACCACCACCGCCGCUGUACCGCCAGAGUGCGCCAUCUGCCUGCAGAGCUGCGUCCACCCUGUCCGUCUCCCCUGCUGCCAUGUCUUCUGUUUUCUGUGCGUGAAAGGCGCCUCCUGGCACAGCAAGCGCUGUGCUCUCUGCCGGCAGGAAAUCCCAGAGGACUUCCUGGAGCGCCCGGACCUGCUCUCCCUCGAGGAACUGAAAGCCGCGGCCGCUGGUUUGAACCGCGGCGGGAGCGAGUCGCGCGGAGACUACACGUGGUACUACGAGGGGCGCAACGGCUGGUGGCAGUACGACGAGCGCACCAGCCGAGAGCUGGAGGAGGCCUUCAUGAAGGGGAGGAAGAGCACCGAGAUGCUGAUUGCAGGGUUCCUUUACGUGGCGGAUCUGGAGAAUAUGGUGCAGUAUCGGCGGAACGAGCAUGGCCGCCGGCGCAAGAUGAAGAGGGACGUAGUUAAUAUCCCUAAGAAGGGCGUGGCAGGUUUGAGGCUGGACUCUGAGCUUGUCUCCGUCCCCUCUUUACCAGCGGCGGUCUCUGCUACGGCAGAGCGUGUGAGCUCAGCUGACGGCUCCGACUCCGCAGGUCAGUCCCAGCCUUCAUCCUUUGGGAUUUUGGUUCCUCUUCCUCCUGUCAGACCUCAAACGCUCCUCGGACGUCAUCUCGGCAGUCCUCUGUCUCCGUCACCGUCGCCUCUGGAACAGUCUUUCUCUCAGCUGCUAAUCAGCCAGCCAGAGGGCGAAGAGCUGGAAGGCGACGGCGAGCUGCAGACGUACGAGUCUGCAUCGGGGAGCAGCGAGAGUGAAGAGGAGGAGGAGGAAGACAGUGAGAGGAGAGGAGAGCCUGAGGAGCGACUGAGACGCACACAGAGGCCGCUAAGGGAGAACCAGCCAACCAGAGUUCCUCCAAGAGGCAUGCCGUCCAGCUCCGGCCUCAGCCUCCGCUCGCGCAGUCCUGAUGGACAGUGCACCGUCACAGAAGUAUAGCCCACCGGAGGGGUCCCCAUUUCAUAAGACUCGUUAUCAGCUCAGCAAAAGAAUGUCUGAAGACGCAAAUCAUCUCAAAGGUCCGAUUAAAAGGAGAAAUACCGCUGCUUUAUUGUGAUAAUGUGCCAAAUAUGAUUUUUUGUGUCUGCCUAUUUUUUAUGUUAAAAUAAUUAGUGGGUUCAAUUUAGCCUGUCUGCUGAAGCUUUACAACAAUAAAAAUAAUUUGCAGUAGGUAGAUAAAAUUAGAAGGAACAUUUAAAAGGACACAUAUCAUGUGCUAAAGCCUUUUCCAUUCCAGAAAUAUAAGCGGCAAGAAAAGGGCUGUUUUCUUACAGAUAUAAAACAACCUGGUUCUAUAACAGGUGGACACUUCAACAGUUCCUGGACAGAUCCUGGAACUCUGAUGUAUCCAACCCCAGUUCUGUGCUGGUAACAGCAAAAAUAUAUGGUUUUAAUUCCUUUAAAAUUGAAUCUUCAGGCCCCUUAAAUAGUCAGAUGCAUUAAAUCUAUUCAAUCUUCUCUUCAUACAGCCUCUUUCCUUGUUGUGUCCUUCCUUUCUUCUCUCUUUCUGCUUCUGUCUGUUUGCCCCUCCAUCCUACAUUUUUUUUCUUUCUUUAUAUCUUCCCUUACUUUAUUGUAAAUAAAUAAUAAUCCACUAAUAAAUAAUCCACUAAUAACUCACAGGAGUUCCAGCACAUAUUUAUGAUCUGUGGAGCCCCCACCCGUGGCUGUGUUCUUGGCUGAUAUAGAGAAAUGUAUCGUUUUGGUGAGUUUCAUUUUUUUUUUUGCAUUUCAUUUUCUGGCAAACACAAAACUUAUUUUCAAGUCAAACCAUGCCUUUUCUCCCAAAUCGUUUCAGCUCAGUGAUUUUGUUUUAAACAUUUUUUUUGGGCUGAUAACUUUAAUCAUUUUUUUUGUUUUCAAUUUCUGGGCGAUGAAGUGAAAAUGAAGCUAAAAUGUAGCAACUUGCAUAAGCACCGCGGAUGCUUAACAGCUGUUUUUCUGUCACGUUGCACUUAUUUUUCAUUUUGAAAUGUAGGUACUCAGGAUGUGAUCUGCUGAAACUGAAACAGGAGGUUAUAUAAACGUGACAUGUGCGAGAGCAGAGGGAGGCUGUAUUCCCUCUAUUUUAGUGUCUUGUUUUAAUUAUGGACUGUUGGUGCUGUUGUGAACAGCGCUGGGUGCUGAAAAGCUACUGGCAGAUCCACUGGAAAGUUUUUGUUUCUAUGUUCAGGAGCACACAUUUGGGUUUCUAUUUUUGACUGAGCACUCCUAACAGAGCCACUAUCAAAGUAGCUGCACUGACAUGUUCUUGGACGAGUUCGGCCUGUUUACUCUCUCGCUCGGGUUCUUUCCCUUUUCCUCCUGCUGGUUUUGGUCGUCUUUUCUCAGUUGGACUCUUUUUUGUGUGCGUGUGUGUGUGACUACCUUUUUUUUUUUUUCAUUUGUGUUGUGUUUCUCUAGUGAUGUGUUGUGAAGCUAUUAAAGUGUAAUCAAUGACUUAAAAUGA